UUGAAAUUAGUAUUAAUGUUUAUGUUUUUAAAUGUUUUCAUUUAAUUGAUGCUAAUUUGUGUGGCCUUAUUUUCAGUCAUGGAUGAAAUAAACACGGGAAUUCCAUUAUUUAGUUAAUAUAGAGUUUCUUCUUCUUAUUAUUAUUAUUACGUAACUCUGUCACAUAAUUCAACUUACACUUGCAUCACUCUCUCUCUCUCUCUCUCUCACACACACACACACACACUCACACACAGACGAGUAAAGAAACUGGCCAGGCAGGCUCUGCGAGGACAGCAACAGGUUCACAUUCGAGCUCAUUCCACAUGUCUGCACCUGUAGAAAAGGAGCAGACCAUCUUCACGCGUUCAUUAUAACGGUUUUCACCUCAGCAGAAGCUUCUACAGGAAUUACUUCUAUCUUGAACUGGCGUCUAGUCUGUUUUUCUUCAUUUCUGCUGCUGGUUUUUUGUGUUUUUUUUGUUUUGUUUUGCACUGCGUUCUGCUAGGAUUUACCUGACCUGCAACAUGUUCUCCGUUCCUCACCUCUGCUCCUACAUCCGAUAACCAAUAAUCAGUCGUGAAGAAACCGAGGUACGGGAGCACAAAUCCAUUCAGAUCUGCGUAAUUUAGGAAAUUAUGACUCAAAGGUGUGCUGUUGGAAUUUGAUUGCUUACUCCGGAGAUAAUAUCAGUCUUCCUAUCAAAUGAUGGCUGGAUUCUUCCAGCAGUUACGACUCCUUCUCUGGAAAAAUGGCCUGGGGGUCAUCAGGCAGCCGGGCUGGUCUCUGGUUCUCCUCAUCUGGCCUGUAGUGAUCUUCAUCAUCUUAGCCAUCACUCGCUCACAAUUUCCUCCAGUACCUGAAAACACGUGCUAUGUGGCCCCGAGGAAUCUCCCGAGCGCAGGGUUCUUCCCCUUCCUGCAGACUCUCAUGUGUAAUACUGACAGCUCCUGCUCCAAUAAUUCCUACCUCGAGGACUCCAAAUCAAAGAGCCUACGGCAGCGCAGGGACGUAAACACACACAGUUCCCCAUUUUUACUUCAUGGUUUACCCCCUUUACCGGACCUGGAGAAAUUUGGUUUGGCCCAUACGAUCAUGAAGAGAGACACAUCCAACGUGACAGAGAUCCUACAGCAAUGGGAUACAUGGCUGAAUUCCAGCAUCCAGACCUCAUCGAACCUCACCUCCAUCUUGGAUGCCUUGAACAACACAGAGCAGGACGUCUUGAGCACCAUCCUGGACUCGACAGACUUACUGAAAACGAUAUUCUGCAAUAUCUCCAUGUCUGCGCUGUCCGACUAUAGUCCAAUAACCUCAUCGCUGGAGCAUUUCUGCAUGUCCAGUGAUACGGCACUGGAAGUUUCUCUCUCAACGCUGAACCAGUUAAUGACACAGUUGGUGCUGCAAGAUCCAGCGAAAGUCAUCGAGGUAGUCGAGAUGUCCGUGGAAACGAUAAACAAGCUUCAGACACAAUCGCCGCUGUGGGACUUCCUGUUGGGGUUGCCAGAUGUCUUCCUGAAAUCCACAGAUCAGGAGAGGAUCAUGGCUAUCUCCGACAGACUGAAGGAACUGAAGGCCUGGAACUCAAUUCAGAGCAGCUCUCAGCAGGCUAACGCUUCAAUGGACAUGCUAAACCCCAUCAUCGAUGAAGGCAUCGAGCUCCUCAACUACCUCCAGACCUGGGAGGGCAGAAAUGUUAACAUCUCCCUGGUUGAUGUACUGGUGCCGUCCAACAUGUCUCUAAUUAGCCCUGACAUGGCCACACUGAUCCAAGACCUGCAGAUCCCUCUGGAUAAGGUGCUCGUAUUGUUCAACAGAAGCGCCUUCUCCGAGUCCGUGUGUACCAGCAGGUCUUUCUGUGACAGCCAGCAAGUCGACAUAAUGUAUGAAUGGAUAGACCAAGAGAAAGUUGCUCUGCAGGUGCUGUUGGCCUGGAGUCGGUCUGCAACUUCUCCAGCAGAUCUGGCCUUUGCUAAAGACACUCUGGGUAAAUUAUUUGGAGGCUAUUUCCAGGGCGGACCAAAUACAGACUUCGAGAACAGAGACAGCCAGCCAGAGACACUGCAGGAACAACUAUUCCUAGGCGUCGGUAAUACAGUGAUGGGAUGGCUGAGUGGAACGCCAAGCUGGGAUUACAUUCAAACUCUCUUGAUGGGAACUUAUUCCACCAUGCGGUUUGCCACGGCAGUAAUGGAGACACAGCUAGCAUAUGUCCAACCACUGCUGCACAAUCGAGAGAAUCUUCAGACCACCAUGUGGUCUCUCGUACAGAAUGAAACCGGAGUGGAUAACGAGGAACCUUGGUUGGACGUGGGGCAGAAGCUGAAUGAGGUAUCCAGUGUGUUUGACGGCACUUUGGUGUACAAUGUCACACCUGCUAUGAUCCUGACUGAAUGGCACCGGUUAUACAGCACUGCACUACAGUUCAGUGACUCCGUCAAGGAGGUUGUUGAGCUCGUCCAAGGAAAACUUUUCAGUCAAAUCCCACAUAACUCAACCGUCGACUGGUCCGAGAUUCUUCUAAACAGUGGUUUGGAGGAGUUUGCAACGAUGGGGUCAAUACUUCAGAACAGCAGUCAGUGGUCAACCAUGGAGCCGUACUUCCAACUGGCAUACUGGAUCAUGACCUUCCAACCUAAUAUCACCGCACCACCAAACUGCACUUUUACCCCAAAUGAUACUAUCUGUAAUAUUGGAUUUACGUGGGAGGGAUUUAUUCCAGUGGUUGGAUCUCUACUCCAGGAAAUCAAUGAGAAUCCAGCUGCACUUCUGAGACCUAUCCAGGGAGCAGAGUCCCUGCUGAAAGGCAUCAUGAUGGACACCUACAUGAAUCAUCUACAGGAGUUCCUGAGCAGCACUGGUGGAUCAUCGCAGAACCUCUCAUUGAGCCUCACUGAUAUGGUCAACCAGAAUCUACAGUUUCUCUUGAAUAUCCCACCCACUGAUGAGCGAGAUGAAGACAGCUUGCUUGCCAUGUUGAAUGGCACUUUGGAAUCCUUUGGCCUGGGACAGUUAGGGGUUCUCUGGUCAGGAGGCUUGAACUACAGUCAACCCAACUCUGUGGUUAUGAACAUCCUCCAUCUGUUGAGCCCAGAGUCUAUUCAGAUGCUUCACAGUGACCGAAAGUUUGCAGUUCUGUGUGACAUCUUGCAUGAACUUGGAGAACUCUUGGCUCCUGAGAACCAGAUCCAAUUAGAGCGUGUUCUCAACCAUACAAAUGCUCUGUUUGGAGAUUUGGCAUUGUGUGCAGCUAGUGGUCAAGACUGCCUGUCUAACAUUUCACAGCUUUUCCAGAUACUACCUUUGCUUGAUGAAAUGAUGGCAGCGGGAGAAGGUGGCAAUUUCACCACGAUGCCCAUUGAGAGCAACAUGACUUUUUCUGUUGCUGGUCAUAUUCUUUCCCUUCUCCUACCACGGAACAUGUCAGAAUCUUCUGCAUAUACAAUGGACAAUGUCAGUAAUAUGAUCUAUCUUCUUGAGCAGUUGUCUGGCUCAACCAAUCUCAGCAUCAAUGACAUUCAAGACAUGCUCCAAGCCUUGAACCUCACCACAUUUGAUUUAGAACAGUUCACACAUCUUUCAGAAGCGUCUUCCCUUCCUCUGCUACUUUCAAAGCUCAUGGAGCUCGUCAACAUCUCACAAUGCCUGAACCCUCUGUUCCAGGACCAAGCAUCUCAUAUAGGUUCCACAAUACCAGAAUGCACCAUGCAGAUUAUUGAGGGGCUAAUUGGUUUCCUUCAGGCCAUACCCAUGUUGGAAGACAUCCAUACAGAUUCUACAUCCAUUCUUAAUAUGGUGUUUGAUAAGGCAAAGGAAUUAUUCAAUAUUUCUAGCCUAGAUACUGAUUUGCCUGGAGUGACAGAAGAAUUCUUGUCAGGGGGCUCGAACUAUACUCAACUCAACUCUGUGGUUAUGAACAUCCUCCAUCUGCUGAGCCCAGAGUCAAUUCAGAUGCUUCACAGUGAGCAACAGUUUGCAGUGUUGCAUGACAUCUUGCGUAAACUUGGAGAACUCUUGGCUCCUGAGCAACAAAUCCAUUUAGAAGGUUUUCUCAAUCGCACACAUGCUCUGUUUGGAGAUUUGGCAUUGUGUGCAGCUAGUGGUCAAGACUGCCUGUCUAACGUUUCACAGCUUUUCCAGAUACUACCUUUGCUUGAUGAAAUGAUGGCAGCGGGAGAAGGUGGCAAUAUCACCACGAUGCCCAUCGAGAGCAAUAUGACUUUUUCUGUUGCUGGUCAUAUUCUUUCCCUUCUCCUACCACGGAACAUGUCAGAAUCUUCUGCAUAUAUGAUGGACAAUGUCAGUAAGAUCAUCUCUCUCAUCGAGCAGUUGUCUGGCUCAACCAAUCUCAGCAUCAAUGACAUUCAAGACAUGCUCCAAGCCUUGACCCUCACCACUUUUGAUUUAGAACAGUUCACACAUCUUUCAGAAGCGUCUUCCCUUCCUCUGCUACUUUCAAAGCUCACGGAGCUCGUCAACAUCUCACGAUGCCUGAACCCUCUGUUCCAGGACCAAGCAUCUCAUAUAGGUUCCACAAUACCAGAAUGCACCAUGCAGAUUAUUGAGGGGCUAAUUGGUUUCCUUCAGGCCAUACCCAUGUUGGAAGACAUCCAUACAGAUUCUACAUCCAUUCUUAAUAUGGUGUUUGAUAAGGCAAAGGAAUUGUUCAAUAUUUCUAGCCUAGAUACUGAUUUGCCUGGAGUGACAGAAGAAUUCUUGUCAGGGGGCUCGAACUAUACUCAACUCAACUCUGUGGUUAUGAACAUCCUCCAUCUGCUGAGCCCAGAGUCAAUUCAGAUGCUUCACAGUGAGCGACAGUUUGCAGUGUUGCAUGACAUCUUGCGUAAACUUGGAGAACUCUUGGCUCCUGAGCAACAAAUCCAUUUAGAAGGUUUUCUCAAUCGCACACAUGCUCUGUUUGGAGAUUUGGCAUUGUGUGCAGCUAGUGGUCAAGACUGCCUGUCUAACGUUUCACAGCUUUUCCAGAUACUACCUUUGCUUGAUGAAAUGAUGGCAGCGGGAGAAGGUGGCAAUUUCACCAUGAUGCCCAUCGAGAGCAAUAUGACUUUUUCUGUUGCUGGUCAUAUUCUUUCCCUUCUCCUACCACGGAACAUGUCAGAAUCUUCUGCAUAUAUGAUGGACAAUGUCAGUAAGAUCAUCUCUCUCAUCGAGCAGUUGUCUGGCUCAACCAAUCUCAGCAUCAAUGACAUUCAAGACAUGCUCCAAGCCUUGACCCUCACCACUUUUGAUUUAGAACAGUUCACACAUCUUUCAGAAGCGUCUUCCCUUCCUCUGCUACUUUCGAAGCUCAUGGAGCUCGUCAACAUCUCACAAUGCCUGAACCCUCUGUUCCAGGACCAAGCAUCUCAUAUAGGUUCCACAAUACCAGAAUGCACCAUGCAGAUUAUUGAGGGGCUAAUUGGUUUCCUUCAGGCCAUACCCAUGUUGGAAGACAUCCAUACAGAUUCUACAUCCAUUCUUAAUAUGGUGUUUGAUAAGGCAAAGGAAUUGUUCAAUAUUUCUAGCCUAGAUACUGAUUUGCCUGGAGUGACAGAAGAAUUCUUGUCAGGGGGCUCGAACUAUACUCAACUCAACUCUGUGGUUAUGAACAUCCUCCAUCUGCUGAGCCCAGAGUCAAUUCAGAUGCUUCACAGUGAGCGACAGUUUGCAGUGUUGCAUGACAUCUUGCGUAAACUUGGAGAACUCUUGGCUCCUGAGCAACAAAUCCAUUUAGAAGGUUUUCUCAAUCGCACACAUGCUCUGUUUGGAGAUUUGGCAUUGUGUGCAGCUAGUGGUCAAGACUGCCUGUCUAAUGUUUCACAGCUUUUCCAGAUACUACCUUUGCUUGAUGAAAUGAUGGCAGCGGGAGAAGGUGGCAAUUUCACCACGAUGCCCAUCGAGAGCAAUAUGACUUUUUCAGUUGCUGGUCAUAUUCUUUCCCUUCUCCUACCACGGAACAUGUCAGAAUCUUCUGCAUAUACGAUGGACAAUGUCAGUAAUAUGAUCUAUCUUCUUGAGCAGUUGUCUGGCUCAACCAAUCUCAGCAUGGAUGACAUUCAAGACAUGCUCCAAGCCUUGAACCUCACCACAUUUGAUUUAGAACAGUUCACACAUCUUUCAGAAGCGUCUUCCCUUCCUAUGCUACUUUCAAAGCUCAUGGAGCUCGUCAACAUCUCACAAUGCCUGAACCCUCUGCUCCAGGACCCAGUAUCUCAUAUAGGUUCCACAAUACCAGAAUGCACCAUGCAGAUUAUUGAGGGGUUAAUUGGUUUCCUUCAGGCCAUACCCAUGUUUGAAGGCUUCCAGACAAGCCUUACAUCCACUUUAAAUAUGGUGUAUGAUGAAGCAAUGAAGCUUAGGAACAUUUCUAGCCUAGAGUCUGCUCCACUUGCAACGACAGAUGAAGUCUUAGAAGUAAUUCUGGACAGUAUCAGACUGAACCUUGAAAAUCUCAAUGUGGAAAAUGUGACCUUGAUAAAAAUGGAGCUUGAUACACUGGAGGGCCUUUUAAAGAUGGUAUUUGAUGAUGAAUACCGCUACCCUUACUACAUGAUCAAUUCUACACUGAUGACACAGCAGUCCUAUGCUCAGAAGAUGUAUACUGAAAUCAUCAUGUGGUACCUACAUAACCUGGAGAAUGCCACAAAUCCAGGACUUAACUGGCCACAUCCAAACUCCACUAAAUGA
Molecule: messenger RNA, 6666 nt
Organism: Ictalurus furcatus (blue catfish)
Lineage: Eukaryota; Metazoa; Chordata; Actinopteri; Siluriformes; Ictaluridae
Exons: 19
Coding region: 685-6666 (1993 amino acids)
Source: RefSeq, a predicted model, not a curated record